AUGACUGCUGGGCUGCCCUCCAAUGGGUAUCCUCCCAUUCCACCAAAACCCUUACCAACACAGACCCAUGGUGGUGAUAGUGCUGGUGGUAACAUUGUGCAUAACAUCGCCAUGCAUGCAGGGAUUGAGGUUUUACCAGAGCCCAUUAUAGAGCCUGAACAGAACAUUGACCACAAGAUUUGGAGUCUGGUGUAUCCAUCCGCACCAGGUGGUGUUGAUAAUCCCAUGCUCAACCCUGUGGGUCCUGGUGCACCUAGUUUGGCUACACUUGGAUGCUCUAGAAUCAUUGUGUGUGUUCCUAGCAAGGAUAGAUUAAAGGACAGAGCUGUUAGGUAUUAUGAAGCUAUGAAUAAAAGUGGAUGGCAAGGGAAACUGGAGUUGUUUGAAGAGGAAGAUGAGGAUCAUAUUUAUCAUUUGUUCAAGCCAGAAUCUGAGAGUGCAAAAAGUUAA
Lotus japonicus is the source of this 450-nucleotide messenger RNA. Its product is annotated as 2-hydroxyisoflavanone dehydratase-like. The record is from RefSeq and is a predicted model, not a curated record. Lineage: Eukaryota; Viridiplantae; Streptophyta; Magnoliopsida; Fabales; Fabaceae. The coding region runs from base 1 to 450 and encodes 149 amino acids. The transcript has 3 exons. Gene Ontology annotation, molecular function: hydrolase activity.